Molecule: messenger RNA, 237 nt
Organism: Cooperia oncophora
Lineage: Eukaryota; Metazoa; Nematoda; Chromadorea; Rhabditida; Trichostrongylidae
Source: the annotation of a GenBank genome assembly
GUGUUCGACAACGAAAACUGCACUCCACUUCAUUACGCUGCAGAACAAGGACAUUACGAGAUUGUGCAGUUACUGUUGGCCUGCGGAGCCAGAGCUACUACCAGUGACAAAUGGGAUGCCAGUCCCGCGCAUUAUGCGGCACAAUUCAGUGUGAGCUGUCUCGACCUAAUACUGGCCAAGAACAAUUACGUGGUACGCAUUCCUUGUCAUUUUGAGCAGUCACUGCUCAUAGUUUGA